Molecule: messenger RNA, 3803 nt
Organism: Oenanthe melanoleuca
Lineage: Eukaryota; Metazoa; Chordata; Aves; Passeriformes; Muscicapidae
Gene: ESYT1
Product: extended synaptotagmin 1
Exons: 31
Coding region: 42-3170 (1042 amino acids)
Biological process (GO): lipid transport
Molecular function (GO): lipid binding
Source: RefSeq, a predicted model, not a curated record
GAGCGGGAGCGGAACGGGAGCGGAGCGGGAGCGGAGCGGCGAUGGAGCGGCGGAACGCGCUGGGGCUGGCGGCUCUGAGCGCCUUGGGCCGGCGGCUGCUCUGGGCGCUGCCCGCUUACGCCGCGGGGCUGCUGGGGCUGGGCGCGGGCGCUGUGGUGCUGGCGGUCGCGCUCUACGCGGGCUGGCGGCGGCGGCGGCGCGCCCGGGAGCGCGGGAUGCGCGCGGCCGAGCGGCUGCACCGAGACGAGGAGGCGGCCGUGCGCGCCGCCGCCGCGGGGCUGGGCGCGGCCCACGGGGAGCUGCCGGCCUGGGUCAGCUUCCCGGAUGUGGAGCGGGCGGAAUGGCUGAACAAGCUCCUGGCGCAGGCCUGGCCGUUUUUCGGGCAGCUGAUGGAGAAGCUGCUGCGGGACUCGGUGGCUCCGUCCGUGCGCGCCUGCAGCCCCCACCUGCAGAGCUUCGCCUUCACCCGCGUGGACAUGGGCCACAAGCCCCUGCGUGUCCUGGGGGUCCGCGCCCACCCUGGGACCCACGAGAGGCAAAUCCUGCUGGACCUGAACAUCAGUUAUGUGGGUGACGUCCAGAUCGACGUGGAGGUGAAAAAAUUCUUCUGCAAGGCCGGAGUGAAGGGGAUGCAGCUGCACGGGACCCUCCGGGUGAUCCUGGAGCCGCUGCUGGGGGAGGCGCCCCUGGUGGGGGCUCUGAGCCUGUUCUUCAUCCGCCGCCCCACCCUGGACAUCAACUGGACAGGAAUGACCAACCUGCUGGACAUCCCCGGCCUCAGCUCCAUGUCGGACUCGGUGAUCAUGGAGAGCCUCUCGAACCUGCUGGUGCUGCCCAACCGGCUGCUGCUGCCGCUGGUGCCCGACCUGCCCGGGGCGGCCGAGCUGCGCUGCCCCCUGCCCCGGGGCGUGGUCCGGGUGCACCUGCGCGCCGCGCGGAACCUUCGGUGCAAGGAUCGGUUCCUGGGGGGGCUCCUGGAGGGGCGCUCCGACCCCUACGCCGUGCUCAGGGUGGGGACCCAGGUGGGCACGAGUGACGUCAUCAACGACACCAGCGACCCCCGCUGGGAGCAGGUGUUCGAGUUCAUGGUGCACGAGGUGCCGGGCCAGGAGCUGGAGGUGGAGCUGCUGGACAAGGACCCCGACAAGGACGAUCUGCUGGGCAGGAUGAAGCUGGACCUGGGGGAGGUGCUGAGGGCGCGGGUGAUGGAGGAGUGGUUCCCGCUGCAGGAGGGGGGGCAGGGCCGGCUGCAGCUGCGGCUCGAGUGGCUCUCGCUGCUCCCGGACGCGUCCAGGCUGGAGCAGGUUUUGGAAAUGAACCAAAAAAUCGCGGCCAAGCCGGAGCCGCCCUCGGCCGCGCUGCUCGUGGUUUACCUGGACAGGGCCGAGGGGCUGCCCGUGAAGAAACCAGGGAAGGAGCCCAACCCCGUGGUUCAGGUGUCGGUGCAGGACGUGACGCGGGAGAGCAAGGUGGUCUGCAGCUCCUCAGCCCCCGUUUGGGAGGACGCUUUCCGCUUCUUCCUGCACGACCCCCGGAACCAGGACGUGGAUUUCCAGGUGAAGGACGACCCCCGCCAGGCGCCGCUGGGCUCGCUGUCGCUGCCGCUGUCGCGAUUGUUGCUGUCGCCGGACCUGUCGCUGGCCGCGCCCUUCGCGCUGCAGGGCUCGGGGCCGGGGGCGCGGCUGCACCUGCGGCUGGUGCUGCGGGUGCUGUUCCUGGACCCCCCCGAACCCGGCGCCGCCCCCCCGGCCCCAGCGGAGCCCCCCCAGGGCAGCAGCGAGGGACCCCCCCCAAAACCCAGCAGGGCCAACCCCGGCCCCCGCUUCGGGACCGAGCGCGUGCUCCGCAUCCAGCUGCUGGCGGCGCAGGAUCUGGUGGCCAAGGACCAGCGGCUCGCGGGGCUCGUGCGCGGCCGCUCCGACCCCUACGCCAAAAUCCGGGCGGGGCCGAAACGGUUCCGCAGCCGCGUGUGCAACCGGGAGCUGAACCCGCGCUGGAACGAGACCUACGAGGCGAUCGUGGACGACGUCCCGGGGCAGGACGUGGAGUUCGAGAUCUUCGACAAGGACAUCGACAAGGACGAUUUCCUGGGCCGGUGCAAGGUGCCCCUGAGGAGGGUCCUGAGCAGCCGCGUGGUGGAUGAGUGGCUGCCCCUGGAGCAGACGCGCUCGGGGCGGCUCCACGUGCGCCUGGAGAGCCUCGAGCCACGGCCCAGCCCCGCCCUGCUGGAGCAGGUGCUGCACUCCAACGCUCUCCUGCGCCCGGCGCUCGGGGAGCCGCUCGCGGCCGCGCUGCUCUGCGUGUUCCUGGACCGCGCCACCGGCCUGCCGCUCCGCAGGGGCUCCAAGGCGCCCUCGGCCUUCGUCACCCUGAGCGUGGGAGAGAACAGCCAGAGGAGCAGGACCUGCGCCCCCUCCCCGGAUCCCGUCUGGGACGAAGGUUUCUCCUUCCUGGUCCGGCAGCCGCGCUCCGAGUCCCUGCAGCUGCAGGUGCAGGACGAGGCCGGGCCGGCCCUGGGCUCCUUCCGCUUGCCCCUGGCCCAGCUGCUGGCCCGGGACGGGCUGAGCACGGACGGCUGGGUGCCCCUGGGAGGGGGCGCGGAGCUGCUGCUGCGGGCGCAGCUCGGGGUGCUGGUGCCGCAGAGCGCGGAGGGCGCGACCCCCGAGGGGGGGGAGGGGGAGCCGGAGCCCGAGCCGGAGGGGGAGGGGCAGGAGGAGGAGGCGGGGGCGCUGCGGCAGCGCCUCCCCCCGGCCGAGAGCCGCCCCCCGCCCCCGGCCGGGCCCCGCCUGCAGCUCUCGCUCUGGUACCACCGCGAGCAGCAGAAACUGGUGGCGAUCGUGCACGGCUGCAGGGAGCUGCGCCCCCCGCCCCGGGAGCUGCCGGACCCCUACGUGUCGCUGGCGCUGCUCCCCGAGCGCGGCCGCUCCAAGCGCAAAACGGGGGUGCAGCGGCGGACCCUGAACCCCGAGUUCAACGAGAGGUUCGAGUGGGAGCUGCCCCUGGAGGAGGCGGCGCGGCGGCGCCUGGAGGCGGCCGUGAAAUGCACCGUGAACUUCGUGACCCGCGAGAAGGGGGCGCUGGGCAAGCUGCAGCUGGACCUGGCGCAGGUGGAUCUGUCCGAGGGGGGGCCGCGCUGGUACGAGCUGCAGGAUGAGCGGAGCCUCCCCUAAAUUUGGGGACCCCCCCCAAGUCCCCACGGGGGGGGCUCGGGGGGGGGGCUCGGGACCCCCCCCCCCACUGCUGCCGCCCCCCCCCAUCACCAAAGAGGCGCCGGGCCCCUCCCCCCCCGCCCCCCCCCUCCUCGUGCCUUGCACCCCCAGAACGGGGGGACCCCCCAGAUCCGGGGGGCGCUUGUUGGAGCUGCUGCUGUCACCGCGGGGUGUCCCCAGGGUGCCACUGCCAGAGUGGUACCGGGAUGGCACCGGGUGUCACCGGGAUACCGGGAUGGCACCGGGAUGUCUCUGGGAUGUCACCGAGUGUCACCGGGAUGUCACCGGGGUGCCACCGCCAGGCCACUGCCAUGACGCCACCACCGCGAUGCCACUGCUGCCACCGGAUGUCACCAGAUGUCCCUGGGGUGUCACCGGGAUGUCACCGGUGUCACCGGGUGUCACCGGGUGUCACCGGGAUGUCCCUGGGAUGUCCCUGGGAUGUCACCGGGAUGUCACCGGGAUGUCACCGGAAUGUCCCUGGGAUGUCACCGGCUGUCACCGCGCCGCCACCGCCGCGCCCCCCCCUCGCUGCCUUGCCGGGGCUGCGUCCCCGUCCCCUCCCCCCGCGCUAAUAAAGGAGGGAGGACACGG